Carya illinoinensis is the source of this 2471-nucleotide messenger RNA. RefSeq names its product CBL-interacting serine/threonine-protein kinase 23-like. The record is from RefSeq and is a predicted model, not a curated record. Gene Ontology annotation, biological process: signal transduction; protein phosphorylation. The coding region runs from base 709 to 2118 and encodes 469 amino acids. The transcript has 15 exons. NCBI's taxonomy places the organism in Eukaryota, Viridiplantae, Streptophyta, Magnoliopsida, Fagales, Juglandaceae. Gene Ontology annotation, molecular function: ATP binding; protein kinase activity.
GAAUCGAUAGUAAAACAACGAAACACGCCGAAUCCCAAUCGCACUGACCCUCCGCUCAGAGCUUCAAGCUCUUUCAGCGCAGCUCAGUUCAGUUCAGCUCCCGAAAACCACUCAAUUCGUGUCCGGAUCUAUUACGCCUGCUCCUAUUCCAUUAACAAAUCCGAAUACUUCUCUCCCUUGAGAUCUCUGCCUCUCGAUUCUCGAAAAGUUCGCUUUUUUUCUCUUUUCUUUUUUGUUGAUCUCGGAGGCUCAUUUCCUUUUCUUGAUUGAUUCGUUCACACUUCCAUAGCGUGCUGUUUUCUCACAGCCUUUGAGUUUCAUUAUUACUGUUAUUAUAGUUUCCCUGCUCCUGGAUUUGGAUUCGUGGGAUCCAUGUCUGAUUCAAAGCCCGGUGUCUCCCUCUCGUCUCUCCGAGUAAAACUAGAAGCCCGGGUUUGAUUUUCGCACGGGAUAAUAAGAGGGAUUUUAGGGCCAUUUGGUUUACGUUUGAAUUUGAGUUUUCGGAAAACAAAGAGGAAAAAUGAGGAUGGCGAAGUCUCAGGUAUGGCAACCCUGCAAGAAGAAGAGGUCUUGAUCCGUAAGCUCUACAGGGAGCGGAAUUCAAUUCUAGAGAGAGAGAGAGAGAGAGAGAGAGAGAGGGCGGAGAAACUGAGGAAGUGACGGGUUUCGAUAGUGGAGUGGAGUAUUUUGAGGUUGGAGAGGGAGAAGAUGGCGUCGCGGUCCAACAAUAACAGCAGGACACGCGUGGGGAAGUAUGAGCUGGGUCGGACACUGGGCGCUGGAAAUUUCGCCAAGGUCAAGUUCGCUCGGAACGUCGAGACCGGAGAGAAUGUGGCAAUCAAGAUUCUCGACAAAGAAAAGGUUCUCAAGCACAAGAUGAUCGGCCAGAUUAAACGCGAAAUCUCAACAAUGAAACUGAUAAGACACCCAAAUGUUAUCCGUAUGUAUGAGGCGAUGGCUAGCAAGACAAAGAUAUACAUUGUUUUGGAAUUUGUGACUGGUGGGGAACUUUUUGACAAAAUUGCAAGUAAAGGGAGGUUGAAGGAAGAUGAAGCUAGAAAGUAUUUUCAGCAACUUAUUAAUGCUGUGGACUACUGUCAUAGCAGAGGCGUAUUUCAUAGAGACCUAAAGAAGAGAAAUAUGAUGUUAUCAUGGUUUGGCAUUUUGCAGCCAGAGAAUUUACUGCUGGAUGUUAAUGGAGUUCUUAAGGUUUCAGAUUUUGGAUUGAGUGCACUACCACAACAAGUUCGAGAAGAUGGGUUGCUCCAUACAACAUGUGGUACGCCAAAUUAUGUUGCUCCAGAGGUGAUCAACAACAAAGGCUAUGACGGAGCAAAGGCAGAUCUGUGGUCAUGCGGUGUGAUUCUUUUUGUCUUAAUGGCUGGCUAUUUACCUUUUGAAGAAUCCAACCUCGCAGCAUUAUAUAAAAAGAUAUUCAAGGCUGACUUCACAUGUCCCCCAUGGUUCUCCUCAAGUGCAAAGAAACUAAUUAAAAGAAUUCUGGACCCUAGUCCCUCAACACGGAUUACAAUUGCUGAGGUCAUUGAGAACGAGUGGUUUAAGAAAGGAUACAAGCCGCCUAGUUUUGAGGAUGCUGAUGUCAGUCUUGUCGAUGUGGAUGAUAUCUUCAAUGAAAUAGGAGAUUCCCGAGAGCUUGUUGUUGAGAAGCGGGAAGAAGGGCCCAUGGCACCUGUCACCAUGAAUGCGUUUGAGCUCAUCUCUACAUCUCAGGGCCUCAACCUCAGUAGUCUCUUUGAGAAGCAGAUGGGCUUUGUUAAAAGGGAAACAAGAUUCACAUCCAAAUCUCCUGCUAACGAGAUAAUCUCAAAAAUUGAGCAAGCUGCAAUGCCUCUUGGUUUCAAUGUAAAGAAAAGUAAUUUCAAGUUGAAGCUUCAUGGUGAAAAAACUGGACGUAAAGGUCAUUUAGCUGUGGCAACAGAGAUUUUUGAGGUGGCGCCUUCACUCUACAUGGUUGAGGUUCGCAAAUCUGGAGGAGAUACACUAGAAUUUCACAAGUUCUAUAAGAGUCUCACAGCUGGGCUGAAAGAUAUUGUCUGGAAAACUGAUGAUGAAGCAGAGGAAAGAAAAGAAGAUGAAGGUGUUGUGGCAUCCGCAUAAGGGGUUUCAUUUCGCAUUCACGUUGUGAUUGUUUUCCCUAUAUAAGCUUCCGGGUGAAAGAAAUUACUCGAAUUGAUAUAUUAUGGUUUGCAGUGUUGCAUCUUGAGUGUGUCGUCUCCACUUUGACCCUCUCAUUCUGAACUGUGUUCUUAAGACAGUGUGGAUGUUUCUUCUUUUUUCAAUUGGGUAUCAUAUCUCUCUUUUAUUUUUUGUGAAAAAAGUUGAUGUACCCAAUUGUGGUUGGGAUUGGAGUAUUAAGUUGGUAUUACUUCUCAGUUCUCAGUUUGGUGGUUGGUCCAAGGUCGGAAAUGUACGUUACUAUGUCUAAUUUAUUGUAUAAAAAAUUAUCUCUC